Aspergillus pseudoviridinutans is the source of this 1824-nucleotide messenger RNA. RefSeq lists its product as uncharacterized. NCBI's taxonomy places the organism in Eukaryota, Fungi, Ascomycota, Eurotiomycetes, Eurotiales, Aspergillaceae. The coding region runs from base 1 to 1824 and encodes 607 amino acids. The record is from RefSeq and is a predicted model, not a curated record. The transcript has a single exon.
AUGCUUCAGUGCAUUGCAAUGUAUGAGUUGAACAGUGUCUUUGACUGCGGAAUUCCAUCGGCUUGUGUUGCUGCCACCGGAGUUCGUGGUCGUCAAAACGACCACGAACUCCGGCGACGUGAGGACUCCGCGAGCAUAGACGACGGAGACAUGCGAAACCGACAAGAACAAUCAGAUACGCAUUUGUCAGCGUCCGUAACAUUCUGCUUUCCUCCGUCCUGCAGUCGUUGGUAUAACUACGCAAGGAAUGGCACGAUGCGUCCGAGUCUGGCUGUCCUCGGUACCCUCCUCUUUCAGAUGGUCUUUAACGACAUGAUCAGAGCUACCGCCAUGAAAACCACCGCAGCCACCGCAUUUCGCCUCUUCGGUCUUGGUGCCGGAGGGAGGGGCCAUAUCCUCCUUGGCCAGAGUAUCGCCGUCCAGCCUGACGCCGGCGCGCACGACAGCGACACGCCUCGCGAGGCUUGGGGACUUAAGUCCGGGCUCUACACGCCCCGGCAACUGGUCGAAGCGUUUGCGCCGUUGCUGGACACGGUCGUCUUCCGUUUGGGUCCAGAUCCGCCGAACGUCCGACCAGCGCGGGCGCAACUGCUCGACAACCUGGCCGCCAAUCUCGACACCAACACCCGAGAAGCCACGCUGCGCUUCCCCGACGCCAAUCUAGAUGACUCGCGCGAGGAAAUCGCCGAGCAGGCGAAACGCAUUGGCCGGACGCUCGUUCAAUACGCGCGCAACCACACGGACGGACCGGUCAAUCCCGACCUCUACCUUCGCAGCCCCUGUGAAGGCCAUCUCCUCAUCCCGGCCAACGUCGACCUCAUGUUCGGUCGGCGCAGCCAGCCGCAUCUGAUGCAGCUGUUCAACGAGUACAUGCAUCAGAUGGUCCUGCUGCGGGACGCCCUGCUGCCGUUCAAGAACUACGAGGAUGUGAUCAUCCCCGUCGAUGGCCGCGCCGCUCGAGGCAUCCGGCAUCUGGAGUCAUCCCGGGCCGAGUUCCUCACCAACCUCCUGACCAAGGAGGUCACCCAAUCGGCAAUCAUCAAGCACGCGCAGGCUCUCCUCGCCCCGGGUCUUCUCUCUCGUUCUGCUGGCAAGAAGGCCAACCCUGGCUACGGCUUCCAGUAUGCCCACGGCCUGGUCCUGCCCGCUUUCCUGGCCGGUGGACCGACUCCGUUCCAUCUCCUCCAGUACCUCCCCGCCAAGCUAGUCCAUGACGCAACCGACGUCAUCUUCGACUACCGGAUCCAGGACUACUAUCUUGCGCCUCGUGUGGAGAUCCCCGCCGGAACCGAGGAAACCCCGGCAUACGCCGCGGCCAACGGCGGCACAGCCGCACUCGGCGUCCUAAGCACCAGCAUCGCAGCCACCUCAUCGUCUGAUAUGGUUCGACAGCUGGAAUUACAACUCCAGCUUGACAAUGGCCAAUGCGUCUCCGUCGAUCUGGGACAGGUCGCGCGCGGCCAUCGCUACGCCUAUCAGGCAUGCACGUCCAACGGCAGUGACUCCAAGUCCGCAACAUCAGCUACGUCCACCGUAGUCCACGACGCGGCAUCCAUCCUGGAAACCGGAAACGGAGACAGUCUUGUAACUGCUCAUGGCGGGCUGCAUGUGAUUCCUGUGCACGACCCGGUCGUUGCUCUAGCGCUGCUGGGGAAGAUCUACCCGGGAAACGUAAUUCUUCUACCGAGGUCGGAAAGCCUAGCGCAAGCCGAGAAGGCUGGCAAGGGACUGGAGCCAAAGUUUGUGCUUUGGGGGGUGGAGCGAGGUGGUUUACGGGGGAGGUUUACUUCGCCUGCCUCUGUGCUAGUGGCUGAUUUACAAUAG